Peniophora sp. CBMAI 1063 is the source of this 1797-nucleotide messenger RNA. The record is from the annotation of a GenBank genome assembly. Lineage: Eukaryota; Fungi; Basidiomycota; Agaricomycetes; Russulales; Peniophoraceae.
AUGGCUGCAUCUGAAGGCCUCGUUGGCAUUGUCUCACUGAUCAAACGCACCACUCCGCCUAUGAGAGCAGCCUGCAACGGCGUGCAGCCGCCGCGCUCGCUCAACUCAUUGCCGCUAGAGAUAUUGAAUCACAUAUUCAUACUUUUCGCUGAGACUGAGCGCCCGAUACCACCAUUUGACAUACGUGCCCGUCACAUCUAUGAAGAGAGAAAGGUACCCGGUGAAUAUACGAUUAACCUUGACGACGAUGAUGGCGAGCCCGUCUACGACAAUAUGGAUGAGCCACCAUGGAUGCGCGGAAGGGGCGGGCACCUCGGCUGGAUAUUACUAGGUCAUGUCUGUCGGCUAUGGAGGAAAAUGUUGUUGGCUCUGACUGAGCUCUGGGCCGGCGACAUCGGAUCGCUCCCUGGGUCAUUGCAGGCUAUGUUGGAACGAGCAGGCGACGCUCGCCCUCUCAUACUGCGCCUCUACGGCGCAACCUUCCGUCGGACGGAUCCAGAGGAAGGCUUCUGGAAGGCGGUCGCGUGCAAUGACGGUGCCAUGUCCCAACGCAUUCGUGAAGUUUAUUGGAUCGAAAGCCGCAUAUACUAUCUCGAAGACACAUAUUUCUUCCGCACCUCUCGAUGCUCCUUCAUCGCUCUCCACACGUUCGUCCUAUCUACUGGCGAACUCAGCUUUGACCCGGCCAAAACCAUCGAUGCACCCAAUCUACGAGUCGCGAGAUUGACAAAUGUGCUUUGUCACUUCACUUCCAAUGUAUUGGCCGAACUAUCCAUAUGUGGGACAGCGAUGCGCGACAACCCGGAAGGACUCCGCAGAUGGGGACUAUAUCAUCGCACUUUGUUCAAACUUCUGAAAGUGCAUAAACACUCGCUACUGCAUCUACGUCUCGACGUCAGGAGAGUCCAUGGCUACUUGCAUCCUCAUGAGCCAAUUCUCGAGUUCACCCGCCUACAAACACUGGAAUAUCGAGCGGAUGAGCACGAGUACAAUGCCUCUGGCUUGAUCAGCCCACUCGACCGCAUGUCGUAUCCGAACUUUACAUCGGUACAUUUUCAUGUCGAUUCGCGUUCUACGUCUGUCACUUCGAAGACUUUGGGCCCACUCCUCAAGCCCCUUCUACGACUGGACCCCGUUUCGCCGUCGGGGCUUGGAAUCGAGGAGUCAUCCACGCACGGAGGAGAAGACCAUCUGAUCUUGCGUUUCUACGCAAUGGCCGAUGAUCACGAACCGCACACAGACACCCCCAUCUCUACCGAGAGCUUCAUUUUCGGAGGCGACACGCUCCGCCUUACUCUGCAUCUUGCACAUAAGCACAUGGCCCUACGAGUCUUGCUUCAUGCCCUCUCAGAACUCGUUCCCACAGCAAACGUCAAAGCGCUGUCAUAUUCGGGCUUUUGUUAUCUCUGCAAACAUGAUGCAGUCGGUGUCCUACAACGGUUCCCCGCUAUACGAGCAUUCCAUCUCGUAGACCCAUACGACUCCGGCACUUUGAUGGAUACUUUGCACCAGCCGGGUCCCGACGGGCCACUUGCGCCGUUGCUCGAGAGGCUCGCGUUCUCCCAACGAUCGCCCGACCACGUCCUAUCGAGCAGCGCGCUCGCACACGAAUUGAGGGCGCGUUACGGUCCGCCAGAGAUGCUCGCGAGGCAUAGCAUACAUGCCCCGCUGAAGGAUCUGAUGAUAGACAGCACCGUUGUUCUGGAGGAUGAAGAGCGGUCUGGCGAAGCCAGGGAGAGGAUUGCGAGCUUUGUCACUGGAUCGUUGUACUGGAAGGGGCGCCACAUCACUUCGUGA